This is a messenger RNA of Chanos chanos (milkfish), 2192 nucleotides long. RefSeq names its product histidyl-tRNA synthetase (gene hars). The coding region runs from base 396 to 1970 and encodes 524 amino acids. The transcript has 14 exons. Gene Ontology annotation, molecular function: RNA binding; identical protein binding; histidine-tRNA ligase activity. NCBI's taxonomy places the organism in Eukaryota, Metazoa, Chordata, Actinopteri, Gonorynchiformes, Chanidae. Gene Ontology annotation, cellular component: mitochondrion; cytoplasm; cytosol. Gene Ontology annotation, biological process: histidyl-tRNA aminoacylation; mitochondrial translation. The record is from RefSeq and is a predicted model, not a curated record.
AUAAAGCCCAAAUACAAGCGGCUAUUAAAGUACAAGGAGAGGUUGUGAGGAAACUGAAGGCAGAGAAGGCGAACAAAGAACAGUGAUAGGGUUGCUCACCACUUUUCUCCUGUUCUUCCUGCUUAUUGUCACGGAUCCUGCCCAUCAUCGUCACCCAUCACCUCCCAUCGCUGCUGUCACACCGAACAAUGCAACACUGAAAACUGGCUGAUGACUACACCUUUGGAAUAACUUCAUGCUCUCUCUGUGGACCUAAACUGUUUUGGAAUGCCUUAAUUCACUUCUACAAAUGGACUAACUGACCGGACUUUGGACUGUGCUGGACCAUACCCACUGUACAUAAAUGAACUUGUAUAUCGUUUUGUGUUUAUAAUUGCCUGUUUUUUUGGGGGAAAAUGACUGCGCUUGGGUUGGCCUCAUCACGUCUGUGUGCUGGUCUUUUGGGCCGUCGCAUCCCGACGUAUCUGCACUCCAUGCGUGUCCUGUCUGGAAUGACCAUCGAUCAGAUUGACGAAGAAGUUGCCAAACUCUUAGAACUGAAGGCUCAGCUGGGAGGAGAUGAAGGCAAACACCAGUUUGUUCUCAAGACUGCAAAGGGGACCAGGGACUACAACCCCAAGCAGAUGGCCAUCAGAGAGAAAGUCUUCAACACCAUUGUCUCUUGCUUUAAACGCCAUGGGGCUGAAACCAUCGACACACCUGUGUUUGAACUUAAGGAAACAUUGACAGGGAAGUAUGGAGAAGACUCCAAACUCAUCUAUGACUUAAAGGACCAGGGAGGAGAGCUGCUCUCUCUGCGUUAUGAUCUCACUGUGCCCUUUGCCCGUUAUCUGGCUAUGAAUAAAAUCACCAACAUCAAACGCUACCACAUUGCCAAAGUAUACCGCAGAGACAACCCAGCGAUGACGAGAGGCAGGUACAGGGAAUUCUACCAGUGUGACUUUGACAUCGCCGGCCAGUACGAUCCUAUGAUUCCCGAUGCCGAGUGUCUGAAGAUUGUCCACGAGAUCCUCAGCGAGCUUGAGCUUGGAGACUUCCGCAUUAAAGUCAACGACAGGCGCAUUCUAGAUGGAAUGUUCGCCGUGUGUGGGGUUCCUGAUGAGAAAUUCCGUACCAUUUGUUCCACGGUGGAUAAACUGGAUAAGAUGGCAUGGGAAGAUGUGAAGAACGAGAUGGUGAAAGACAAAGGUUUGUCAGAGGAAGUGGCCGACCAGAUAGGCAACUACGUCAGCAUGCAGGGUGGCAUGGACCUAGCAGAGAGACUCCUUCAGGACCCUAAAUUGUCUCAGAGCAAACAGGCGUGUGCCGGCCUGAUGGACAUGAAGCAGCUCUUUAGUUACCUGGAGCUCUUCCAAGUUACAGACAAGGUGGUGUUUGACCUUAGUUUGGCUCGAGGUUUGGACUACUACACUGGGAUCAUCUACGAGGCUGUGCUUAUGCAGACGCUACCAGCGCCCACCCCUACCUCCCAGGAACAGAACGGGGCGGUGGGAGAGGACGCUGGCGUCAGUGUGGGCAGCGUGGCGGGCGGCGGGCGCUAUGAUGGUCUGGUGGGCAUGUUCGACCCAAAGGGAAAGAAAGUACCGUGCGUUGGCGUCAGCAUCGGCAUCGAAAGAAUCUUCUCUAUUAUGGAGCAGAAAGCAGAGGCAUCGGCAGAGAAAGUACGCACCACAGAAACUCAAGUGUUAGUGGCCUCAGCCCAGAAGAACCUUCUAGAAGAGCGACUCAGACUAACUGCUGAACUGUGGAAUGCAGGGAUCAAGGCUGAGGUAAUGUACAAGAAGAAUCCCAAACUGCUGAGUCAGCUGCAGCACUGUGAGGAGACGGGCAUCCCGCUGGUGGCCAUCCUGGGAGAGCAGGAGCUCAAAGACGGCGUGGUGAAACUCCGCACCGUGGCCACCCGCGAGGAGGCCGAUGUGUCCAGAGCAGAACUGGUCAACGAGAUCAAAAAGAGGACCUCAGAAUCUUAGAGAUGGCUACCCGGAGACCAAGAAUUACCACGCACCAAAUAAGCCACAAACCAUACAGUUCCUCAUCGAUAAACUCUUUCAUCAUAAUAUAUGUAUAUUGACAAAGGAAUUAUAGACUUUAUACCACAAUGUCAGCGUGCUGAGCCAAUGAAGGUUUGCCUGUCUAUAAUAAAACGUGCUUGAGCAGUCAGUCCCUCCAAUAAAAGUCAUCUUGCUACAGGA